Dromaius novaehollandiae (emu) is the source of this 2060-nucleotide messenger RNA. Its product is annotated as forkhead box protein D4-like. The transcript is spliced from 2 exons. Gene Ontology annotation, biological process: anatomical structure morphogenesis; cell differentiation; regulation of transcription by RNA polymerase II. Gene Ontology annotation, molecular function: RNA polymerase II cis-regulatory region sequence-specific DNA binding; DNA-binding transcription factor activity, RNA polymerase II-specific. Lineage: Eukaryota; Metazoa; Chordata; Aves; Casuariiformes; Dromaiidae. The coding region runs from base 41 to 565 and encodes 174 amino acids. The record is from RefSeq and is a predicted model, not a curated record.
CGCGCGGAGCAGCGGGAGCGCAGGGCGCCGGGGCAGCGCCAUGGAGGAAGCGGACCGCGGCGAGGCGCCGGGGCCGGGGCCGGGGCCGGGUCCAGCGGAGACGCCGCAGAAGCCGCCCUACUCCUACGUGGCGCUGAUCGCUAUGGCCAUCCGGGAGAGCCCCGAGCAGCGGCUGCCGCUGAGCGGCAUCUACGCGUACCUCGCGGGGCGCUUCCCCUACUUCCGCGGCGGGCAGAAGGGCUGGCAGAACAGCGUCCGCCACAACCUCAGCCUCAACCCCUGCUUCCGCCGCCUCCCGCGCCGCCCCGGCCCCGGCCCCGGCCCCGGCCCCGCCGCCCCGCAGCGCGGCGCCGACUGGGCGCUGGACCCCGCUUUCCAGGACAUGUUCCCGGGCGGCGACUACCGGCGGCGCCGCCGUCGGCCCCCCCCGCCGCCGCCGCCGCUGCCCGGGUGCCCGCACGGCCCCUGCGCGGGGCUGGUGCUGCAGCGCGGCUGCCCCUGCCCCUGCCCCUGCCCCGGGCUGCCCUGCUGGGGCCGGGCCUGCGCGCCGCAGCCGCAGCCGUAGCGGUAGCGGCCGGUCCCGGCGAGCGGCAGCGCCCGGUGCGGGCGCGGCCCGUCCGCUCGCUGCUCGGGGGCUGCUGCUUCUCGGCCGGUUUUCUGUGAAAGCGACUCAGCAGCGCUCGGCUCUUGGAAGCACAUCGGGGAAGGCUGGCCCGAAGCGUUGCUGGCCGUGCGGCAGCUGGGUGCUCCGCGUCUUUACUCAGCGGAAACGCUGCAGUGACUGAGAUGCGCUGCCUUGUGUCGCUCGUGCGCGUGGUGCCAAGUGUGGGUGUGCUUCCCCGGCGCUGUAGCAGUCUGUUGGUUGUUUCUUGUUUUGAAUGAUUCUGUUGUUUGAACCAGGCAAGCCUGAAGGUGGGCUGCAGAGCUCGGGCAGGGAAAGCUAACGUUGUGCUUUAAUAUUCCCAAGUCUGAAAGGACAUGAAGAGUGAUAGUAAUCCUUGUAAAGUGAAACUUAGUUACAUCCAGGGAAAUUAUUUCGUCAAGUGUCCUUAAACUCAAUUUGAGCUUUUCUUUCAAGUGUUAUGGAAAAGCAAUAUGUAUGUUUUUCAGCUUUGUGGGAAAAAAAAAAAAAAAACAUGAUCUUUGGAGUACGUGAUCUUUGGAGUAAAUAUUAGGAUUCUUAGAGUUUUGUAUUUGAAGGGGUUUUACUAUUUGGGGUUUUACACAGAGUUAUUUUAUAUUGUUCCUUGUUAUAUAUGUUUAUAUAUGCUCUUUUAAAAUGUAUUUCUUAUAAGGGUCUUUCCCCUUUGAAUUUCAGAGGAGUAGUCGCUGCACUUUCCCCUCAAAAAAAACCAAAACAUGUUUCUGAUAAGAAUUGUUGUUAAGUUUGUUAAAGACGUGAAGAGUUCACAUACUGUGACAUGCAGAACAGCACUUUGUUGUGGGUUACAUUUUGUGACUUGUUUUAAUAAACAUUGCUGUAUAAGAGUUUAUGGCUUCAGAAAGUUAAUUGGACACUUUGUUGUUCCUUAAAAGAAGGUGCAACCUAAAUCCAGUUUUAUAGUUCUCUUAUUUUGUACUUUCGUAUACUUAUGAAGUCAUUCCGAAUGUCUUCUUUAAAUUCUAAUAUGAUAUGAACAAAAUGCUGGAAGUCUUGGUAGAUUUAGCUGUUAGAACCACUUUGAGGUUAAUCUUAAAGGAUGCAAAUGUAUUAAAGAUAUUGUGGCUUUAUGAUAUUCAGACUACUUUUCUUUUUGUCUUUUUUCAUGGAGCUCGUAACAAUCUUGUACACCAAACCACUUGCUGCCUGUAUUCGAAGUUUGUUUAUAAAAUCAAUACAGUGUCCAAAGUGGAGUGCAAGUAUAAAAGAAUUGUUGCAUUUUGAGGCUGGCAAUAAGUCUGUGUUGAAUUUAAGCACAUACUUUCAGGGUUUUUAUUUAAAGAAUGUAUACGAUUCUGUUCUGUUUUGGAAAAGUAAGAGAAGUCCCUGCUGUGGUUUGGAGCCUUUGUGAACAAUAAAUGUGUGUGAAACUACAGCGUACCCUUUGCACCCUCAUUAA